CAUUUUCAAUGGAUAUAAAUAUAGGUAUUAUUUGCUGAGUAAUCAUAUUGUUGCUUGAAUAUCGUACUUUUUCUUUCCCUAAAUUAUAUUACAUUACACACUUCACCUGUAACAUCUAUUUGUGCUUGUACUGAUUUUCGAAUAAAUAUGGCCGGGCGGUUCUUCAUUGCCAGCACCCUCGCCCUGUGCCUCGUUGCAGGAAUCCAGGCGGGGGACAAGGGUAACAACCUGAUAAAAACUCUAGACAAACCAGUUCCUUGCACUUGCGGUGUAUUUCUGUCUGGCCAGCUAAAGAAGGGCACCAAGCAGGAUCCUAAGGGGGUGCCGGUACUGACCGAGGAGAUGGACAGGGCGUUCGAGAACAACCCGGUUGGGGUGAGGAAGUGCACCAACAAGUGUCUGGAGACGAUAGUGGCUCAUCUCCCGAAGAGCGCAUCUAUCAUCUGCGCCAGCACAGAUAGAGAGCUAGUUCACAAGGAGCGAGCAUAUUUGUUCAUCAAGAACCACAGUGACAAAUGGCAAGGUACCAAUCUGUCCGCAGGAAGAGAAUUCUGCUGCAAGGACAAUGAACCCUACAAGUGCCCUGUGUCAUAACACCAUAACAGUUUCCCGUUUACUUUAUAUGAAUAGGAUUUUUUUCAACUUUUAUACGCAGUGAGAACAUUAAACGGAGCUUUCAGAAGUUA
Messenger RNA from Harmonia axyridis, 686 nucleotides. RefSeq names its product follicle cell protein 3C-1 (gene Fcp3C). Lineage: Eukaryota; Metazoa; Arthropoda; Insecta; Coleoptera; Coccinellidae. The coding region runs from base 148 to 594 and encodes 148 amino acids. The transcript is spliced from 3 exons. The record is from RefSeq and is a predicted model, not a curated record.